AUGGUGAAAGUUGCAGUGGAGGAGCGUCUGAAAGUUAUGGGGAUAGGAAAAAAUCUCCAAAACAAAGAUAACCUCUUAAACGUCGCCGCCGACCAACAACCUGAACCGUUGUCAUCACCGCAGCCUAAUACCCAGCAGAAGUCUGUCUGUAGUCCACUGUUAGCUGAAACCCCUGGAAAGGAUAUGGGACCUAGAAAAAAUUUGUCCAACGAGCUUGAUAAGGAGAGAGGGAUGAAAAAAACUUUGGCUAAGGAGUUUGGAACACAUGCUGAAGAUCAGGGUGCUAAUGUUCUUGAUUUCCUAUAUGUUUCUCCUGCAAAGGCAACUAAGGCUGAAGACUUACGUCGCCGCUCCACGCGCAACCGUACUAUAAAGGAUGAGGAUGCAGAAGAUAAGAAAAAAGCUGUGCAAGCAGAGGCUGUGUUGAAGAGGAAGGAGAAAGCUGCCGCUAAGAGAAAAGAGGCUGCCUCAAUGAAGCAAAAACAGGCUGAGUUAAAGAAUCAAGAACAGGCUGAGUUAAUGAAUGAAGAACUGGCUGAGUUAAAGAAUCAAGAAGCCGAUAAUGAGAAGAGAAAGAAUAUAACUACACCGCGUGCCAAUGUAAAAAGAUGCAAGGUUGAAGAUUCUGUAAAGGACAGUGAAUUUGCUGUAAUGACCGACGAAGUUCUUGCGGAGGAGAAUGAAAUCUUGCCGGAGUCGCCUAUGGAGAGUCAUGAAUUGAUUAGAUCUGCUAUAAUAAAGGAAUAUCGGGAGAAAACGGUUAAAUUAUCUCCACAAGGGUUUGCAUUGUCUGAAGGUUCUUCAAGACCAGCUUUUCCGUACAUUGGAGACAAUGGAACGAUGUGCAUGAGGAAUAAUGUUGAGCCUUCAUCAGUAAUAUAUGACCCUCUAGCACAUGUUGAUCCGAUUGUAUUGGAUAAACUUAUACAACACAUCUCGAGAAUUCCACCCAAACCACCAGCACCAGCAAAGAAAAGAGUUGUAAGAUCCGCCGCUCGUGAGGGUGACUUCUACAGCAUACUCAUCCUUGAAAGACCGUAG
Molecule: messenger RNA, 1041 nt
Organism: Brassica rapa (field mustard)
Lineage: Eukaryota; Viridiplantae; Streptophyta; Magnoliopsida; Brassicales; Brassicaceae
Source: RefSeq, a predicted model, not a curated record